AUGACACUUCAAAACGUCAAAAUCCUUCGUACCGCAAGAAAUGUCAAACCAAAAAGUCACAAUAAAAAAAUGACUGAACCUGAGGUAAAAUCCGAGUCUGAUGGCGUUGCCGUUUCCGCAGCUUGUGUGAGGAUCACAGCCCUGUCAGCGACGAAAACGAGCAGCGGAGGUCUCACGAAUGAAGAUUUAAAUGCGGAAUUGAGUGACAUUCCUGUCGCCAUUCGGUUGCAGGCGAUCAACAAAUUGCUCCAAGCCGGCACAAUUGAGCUGCUGCAAAAGGGAAAAAGUCUCAUUUAUCGCAUCAAAGAGUCGGGCAAAAGUACGGCGCCGGGCGAUAUUGACAAUGAGGAAAAGGUUAUUUAUCAGAUAAUUGAGGAGGGCGGCAAUAAGGGGAUUUGGAUUCGGGAUAUCAGGACAAAAAGUAACCUUAUUAUGACACAGUUGAAUAAGAUUUUGAAGAAUUUGGAGAAUAAGAAGUUGAUCAAGGCGGUUAAGAGUGUUAAUGCAAGCAAGAAAAAAGUCUACAUGUUGUACAAUCUCGAGCCCGAUCGUUCUGUAAGCGGAGGCGCAUGGUAUCAAGAUCAAGAUUUCGAAGCAGAAUUUGUCGACGUUCUGAACCAACAAUGCCUGCGUUUUCUCCAAAUGCGUCGCGAUCAAGCAAAUAAAAUGGAUGAGGGUCCUUUAGCAGCUCACGCAAUGUCUUGUUGUUCCGUCGCUCAAGUUCACAAAUUCAUCAGCGAACUUGGAAUCAGUAAAAUUGCCCUCGAUGCCGAAGAUUUAGAAACAAUUCUCAAAACUGUCUUUUACGAUGGGAAAGCAGAGAGGAUUUUACAGAGUGAUGGCACGUAUUUGUACAAAGCCGUGAAUCACGCAAUCGAACCAACGGGACUCGUUCAAAUGCCCUGCGGAAUUUGCCCAGUUGUGAAAAAUUGCUCGGAUUGCGGAUCGAUAACGGCAAAAACGUGUCUUUAUAUGAAUGAAUGGUUGGAAAUAUAAAAUUAAAUUUUUGUAUUACAAAAAAAUAAAAAAAAAAAAUAAAAUUAAAAAAU
Molecule: messenger RNA, 1049 nt
Organism: Culicoides brevitarsis
Lineage: Eukaryota; Metazoa; Arthropoda; Insecta; Diptera; Ceratopogonidae
Gene: Polr3F
Product: DNA-directed RNA polymerase III subunit RPC6
Exons: 2
Coding region: 1-996 (331 amino acids)
Biological process (GO): transcription by RNA polymerase III
Cellular component (GO): RNA polymerase III complex
Source: RefSeq, a predicted model, not a curated record